Molecule: messenger RNA, 1239 nt
Organism: Zasmidium cellare ATCC 36951
Lineage: Eukaryota; Fungi; Ascomycota; Dothideomycetes; Mycosphaerellales; Mycosphaerellaceae
Exons: 3
Coding region: 1-1239 (412 amino acids)
Molecular function (GO): FAD binding
Source: RefSeq, a predicted model, not a curated record
AUGGUGGGACGACUGCGAGUCCUCGUAGUAGGGGCAUCGAUAGCCGGCCCAGCAACGGCGUAUUGGCUUGCAAGAGCAGGUGCUGAAGUUACGGUCAUUGAACGAUUUGCUGGCAUUCGAAAGGGAGGGCAAGCCGUGGAUAUUCGUGGCUGUGGUGUAACGGUGAUGCGGCGUAUGCCUGGGAUGGAAGAGCUUGUGCGUGCGAAGCCGACUGGAGAAGAGGGUGUAGGCAUUGUUCGCAAUGACGGACGGCCAUAUGGGAUCAUUCGGGCAACUGGCAACCCGGACCAACAGUCUCUUGUUUCUGAAUUCGAGAUCUUCAGGGGUGACCUUUCGACCAUCUUGCACGAUCUCACGAGGAGAUAUCAGAGGAUCAGUUACAUAUUCGAUGAAGAGAUCGUCUCCAUAAACCAGCAAGCCUCCGAAGGACCUGUUCAAGUCGACUUCGCCAGCGGGAGACAAAGCGCAACCUUCGAUCUCGUUGUUGCUGCGGACGGUGCAACAUCGAGAACACGCGCCAUCGGCCUCCAGUGUGGCGUACGCGACCACAUACAUCCGACGAAUACCUGGGCAGCAUACUUCUCCACGAAGAAAGACUAUCUCGGUGGAAGCAAAGUCGGCCUCGGGUAUAGUGCACCCGGAGGUCGAUUCACCACCGCAGGGUCCAAAAGCUCAGGAGGAGGACAUGCCAUGAUGAUGAGUCGAGGCACCGCGGCGGCCUUUCGACAAGCAGCCGAGCAAGGCAGCGAGCGAGAGUUCGUCGCUGAGCAUUACGUGGACGCUGGUUGGAUCAGCAACGAACUGGUCGAAGAGCUGAAGACGGCCGAAGACUUCUACGCCAGCGAGAUCGUCCAGGUCAAAGUCCCACAGCUACACAAAGGCCGCUUCGUCCUCGUCGGAGACGCUGGUUACGCGGUUGGACCAACAGGUUUCGGUACGAGCAUCGCUCUCGCGGGUGCUUAUAUCUUAGCAGGCGAGAUCAAGAAACAUGCUGGUGAUGUUGACGCCGCCCUGGAAGCUUAUGAGGGUCAGAUGCGGCCUUUGAUCAGGGAGAUGCAGAAGAUCCCGCCGAUUCUGGGGUCCAUCGUGGCGCCGCAGUCAGCGUGGGUGAUAUGGGUUAGGAAUUGCAUCUUUGCUUUGGUGGCUUGGAGUGGUAUUGCGGAGUAUUUGCAGCGGUUCUUUGCUGGUGCUUUUGAAGAUUCGAAGGAGUUUCCGUUGCCCGAGUAUGAAUGGAACUAG